Triticum dicoccoides is the source of this 861-nucleotide messenger RNA. RefSeq names its product chaperone protein dnaJ 20, chloroplastic-like. Lineage: Eukaryota; Viridiplantae; Streptophyta; Magnoliopsida; Poales; Poaceae. Bases 1 to 552 code for a protein of 183 amino acids. Gene Ontology annotation, cellular component: chloroplast. The transcript is spliced from 2 exons. The record is from RefSeq and is a predicted model, not a curated record.
AUGUCCUUCAUGCUCACGUUGAUAUCCUGGGAGCUCUGGAAGGAGCGCAGUGUGAGGGUCUUCUGCAACACUACGUCUCCCUUCACGUUCCUCGCGCACAACAUCAACGAGAAAAUUAUUCUUCGGCGCCGGCUUUGGCCGGAGGAGCGGCCACUGCAACUGCAGGGUGAAGGCGGCGGCGGCCGCGAGCGCGGUGUCCGCUCGCCGAGCAGGGGCGACUACUACAAGGUGCUGUCCCUGGAGCACUCGGCGGACGUGGGCGCGGAGGAGGUCAAGCGCGCGUACCGGCGGCUGGCGCUGCAGUACCACCCAGACGUGUGCCCUCCGUCGCGCCGGGCCGAGUCCACGGAGCUCUUCGUCGAGCUCCAGCGCGCCUACGAGACGCUGUCCGACCCUGCCACGAGGGUGCAGUACGACGCUCAGCUGACUGGCCGGGCGUCGACGAGGCCAGAUGGGUUCGCCAGGGACGUAUGGGAAGCCCAGUUGUCCGUGCUGCGGGAGAGGUCCGAACGGCGGCAGAAUGGAAGGAGGUGCAGCGGCCGACGGUUCUAGACUUGAACGGAGUGAACAUACCCCAGUCUGGCUGUGGUUUCAUUGAUUCUUUGACGGUGACAUACCCCAGUCUGGGGCGUUAAAUAUUGUGUAUGCAUGUUUAUGAGUAAUGCUACACGUACAAACGAGUUAUAAGGUUUUACAAACAGGGUUAAUUUGAUUGGUUAAUAGAUGGGGAGGCGGCCCACCCUCCCUAAAAUCAGGGGGGGCAAGUUUGUGAUUGGUUAGUAGAUGAAAAAAAUUCUAGUCAGUGUAUAAUUGCGUGUAACUCUUUAUAUGUCUAGCAUUAUUGCAUGUUUAUUUGGUGUA